AUGCCCAUGCUCACAGAAUGUGAGAGAGUCCUCGGCGAUGGAUUGAUACGAUUACCCGCCAAACAUAACUACCGCUAUAGUCCACAGGCUGAAAAGGACCUGCUGGAGUUGCUGUUCCGAUCUCUAGUGGGGCACAACGAAGAGUUGAUACACCACCUAUUUCCCGACGGCGCGCCUACCGGAGCAUGGAAACUAGCUGAAGCUCAAGGCGCUCGAGAGGGAGCCGAAUAUACUGAGGCAGCGCGAGGUAAAAGAUGCGGGCAUAUCUUCCGCGCGGGAGAGGCUACCUAUCGUUGUAUAACCUGCGCUGCGGAUGAGACCUGUGUUUUGUGUAGCCGAUGCUUCGAUGCGUCAGACCAUACAGGCCAUCAAUAUCAAAUUUCGCUGUCUUCCGGAAAUUGUGGCUGCUGUGACUGCGGUGACGACGAGGCUUGGCGGCUGCCGCUCUUUUGUGCGAUCCAUACCGAUAGCGGGAAUGUUAAAGGCAAGGAACGUGCUCAGCGCCAACUACCAAGCGAACUGAUAGCCUCGAUUCGUCUCACGAUCUCGCGCGUCUUGGAUUACUUCUGUGAUGUAAUUUCUUGUUCGCCGGAGCAACUACGGUUGCCCAAGACAAUUGAAGGAAUUAAACAGGAUGAGGAAGCAUCACGGUUGAACCCUGACUGGUCAGAGGCGGCCGACGAGGAAGAAGAGGAACCUGAAUUCGCAUUAAUGUUGUGGAACGAUGAAAAACACACUAUUCGAGAUGUAGCACAUCAGGUUAGCCGCGCUUGCCGUGAAAGAGACAGCUUUGGCGUUGCGCGGGCCCAUGAGACGAAUGAUAUCGGCCGAAGUGUUGUAAAGCAUGCCAAGGAUUUACAGCGACUGUUGGAUGUCUCGAAGAUCAUCGAAGAAAUCAAGGUCACUGUCACAAUUCGUUCUGCUCGUGAUACGUUCCGUGAACAAAUGUGCGCCACUAUUGUCGAGUGGCUAUCAGAUAUUGCAGGCGGCGAGAUUCUGGAAGACAAUGAGAUUUUCCGUCAAAUAAUCUGUGAAGAGAUGCUUGGUCCCUGGAGGAAAGGGAGCGCAGCUUACAACGCAGAUAUUGGUAUGAAGGGCAUUGAUGAUCAUGAAAAGGCAGACCAUCUGCCGGGUCGUACCUUCAUGCUUAGCCUUCCCACUCAUGGAAAUUUGGUUCUGCGAACUGAUGAUGAUGACGAAGAAGAUGAUGAUGACGACGACGAGGACGAUGACGAGGUUGAAGAUGUUGUGGUUGAGACCAACGAGCACGACGAAGACGGAGACUAUAUUGACGCUCAUGAUGAUGCCGAUGACGAAGAUGACGAUAUGGACAUGGAACUCACCCGCCUUCAGGCUGAGGCUGACGGGGAUGGUGACGAGGACAUGGACAUGGGAACUGUAGGAGAAGAUAUUGACGUCGACGAGCUUGCCAUGGCACACCGUAUUCUUGCAAGUUUGACGGGCAUGCGGCAGCCAUCUCCACGUCCAGCUCCUGAAGAAUCUGAAGAAGGACAGGCCGAUCAGCAAGAGCAGCCUAACUCGACUGCUACUCAAGAUGCUGGAAAUGACCAGCCCUCUGACCCCAAUAGCUUUGUUAAAAUCCCUCGUACUCCCUCAGGCACAGUCAAACCACCACCAGCGCGAACAGAGGGACACUGGCAAGUUCGACCUCCUGUUCCAGCUGCAGGUGAAAAGGUAGCGGCCUACGAAGAUUUGUGGCAACGCACUCGUUUAGACUGGUUGAUUCUCUUCGACCUGAGACUCUGGAAGAAGACACGCACUGAUCUGCGGGAUUUGUACAUCAGUACUGUCGUCAAUGUGCCUCAAUUCAAGCGCAUCAUGGGUCUCCGUCUGUCUGCUCUAUACACAGCCUUGGCUCAGUUAUAUUUAAUCGCAGAUCGUGAGCCAGACCACUCCAUUGUGAAUUUGACUUUACAGCUCUUGACUACACCGUCAAUCACGGAGGAGAUUGUCCUUCGUGGUAACUUCCUCACGAAAGUGAUGGCUAUUUUAUAUACCUUCCUAACUACGAGACAAGUUGGAGAACCUCAGGCUGUCAACCCAAACGCUACAUUGGCCUUCGACGCAGGAUCAGUAACCAACAGACGGCUGUAUCAUUUUUUCCUUGAUCUCCGUUACCUUCUCCAGUCUGAAUAUGUACAAACUCGUGUGCGAACAGAAGAGCAGUACCUGCCUCAGUUCCUAGAUCUCGUGAAGCUUUCUCAGGGUAUCUGUCCCAACGUGCGUGCUGUGGGUGAGCAUGUCGAAUACGAGACAGACGCUUGGAUUAGCGCUUCCAUUUUAAUGCGAGAGAUCAACCGUCUCUGUCGACAGUUUUGCGAAGCGUACAAACAACCCGAAGUCGAUAAUGGACAAAAUCUUAUGCGGGCAAUCAAGACCACAACUGCCAACGCAGUUCUCCACUCGGCGGGUGUAGAGCGCAAGCGGUUCGACCAAGCAGAAAUCAAGGAAGAGGUCCGUUUCAAAACGUUAGUCCCCUUCGACUUCGAAAUCGGGGCUUCGGGCCAAAUUCCUUGUCAUCGUGUUGUCGAGUUUGUUGUGGAGAAGGGAUCCAUCAGUUUCCACCAUGCUCUUCAUUACACCCUCUCCUGGCUUAUUGAAUGUGGCCGCGGUAUCAGCAGCGAAAAUUUACGUCGAGUCCUGUUUGAUGCCGCCCAAGAUGCCAGACAAGUGCUUCACGCAGCCAAAGCAGACGGCAAGGACAUAGAUGACACACUUCUGGCUCUUGGUCCUGAAGACUUACUUCUAACCAUGUUUGAUUAUCCUCUGAGAGUGUGUGCUUGGCUUGCACAGAUGAAGGCUGGAAUGUGGGUUCGCAACGGACUCAGUCUCCGACAUCAGAUGUCGCAAUACCGCGGAGUGUCUUCGCGUGAUUUUGCCUACUACCGGGAUAUUUUCCUUCUGCAAACGGCCCUUGUUACCUGUGAUCCAAGCAGAGUCCUUGCUUCGAUUGCUCACCGAUUUGGCAUGGUUGACUGGAUGUCCCGUAAUUAUAUGCCUCGAGCUGGUUAUGAAGACUCUCAGAUUGUGGAUGUUGCUGAGGAGUUUGUGCAUCUACUCGUCAUUCUGUUGACUGAUCGAACAUCAUUGACAGCCAUUGGUGACAGCACUCAUAUGACAAAAGAAAACAUAAGCCGGGACAUUGCGCAUGUUCUUUGUUUCAAGCCACUGUCUUUCUCCGACCUCUCAACCCGUCUGAGCGACAAGCUCCUCGAAUCAGAUGAGUUCCAAGAUGUGCUGGAGGAGGUCGCCAACUUCCGCCCUCCUGAGGGCUUGAGUGACUCGGGAACAUUUGAAUUGAAAGCAGAAUAUCUUGACCUCGUGGACCCUUAUAGUGCACACUAUACAAAGAACCAGCGCGAUGAAGCAGAAAACAUUUAUAAGGAAUGGAUGGCCAAGAAGACUGGCAAGAAGGCCACUGAUAUUGUUUAUGAGCCGAAGCUCCGUUCCAUUAGCACAGGUGUUUUCUCCGAUUUGCCUCGCUUCACCGGAACCAUGCUAUUUGCACAACUUGUUCAUCAGUGCCUCGAAUAUGUUAUCUCUUGCCAGGAGUGCACGCCGAGUAUUCCACCGACUCGUGUUGAGACUUUCCUUCAGGUCAUUCUGCAUCUAAUCCUUGCUUCUGUGCUUGAAGAUGACACGCAGGAUGAUAGCAUGGAAAGAGAGCAAGAGCUUUCUUUCAACUUACACGCUCUUUCUAAAUCUCGAGAAAUCAAGGCUGGCCACUUGACCAUCGUGGGUCUUCUAGAAAGGAUCUCGGUGACGAAUGAGUUUUCUGCAUGCGGUCCUAAAAUCCGCCAUAUUCUGAAGCGUCUGUGGCAAAAACGUCCUCGGACCUACACUUCUGCAACUGCUUCCCUCAAGUUCCCAUUUGAUCGAAUUGACACAAAUUCACCUGCGAUCGACAUCGACAACGAGAAAGAAACCAAGAAGAAGCAAGCUUUGGAAAGACAAGCUAGAGUCAUGGCCCAGUUCCAGCAGCAACAGCAACAAUUUUUGAACAGCCAGGGUGAUAUUGACUGGGGCGAAGAAGACUUCAGUGACCUGGACUCUGAGACAGGAGCGGCACCCGAGACUAAGCUCUGGAAAUACCCCAGUGGAACUUGCAUCCUGUGCCAGGAGGAGACCAAUGACUCAAGGCUAUACGGCACCUUUGCAUUGCUUCAGGACAGUACCAUCUUGCGACAGACAGAUAUCAGAGAUCCCGCUCGAAUUCGCGAAGCCCUUAAAACUCCUUGCAGCUUGGAUAGGUCUGCUGAAGAGAUCCGUCCCUUCGGAGUUGCUGGCGAGAACCGCACGGCAAUUCGCCGACUGGAUUCAUCUGGUGGUGAGAUCAUGAGUACAAAGUUUGGCCUGAGCAAAGGCUUCAACUCGAAGAGCACAUUGCGAGGACCUGUGACGACUGGCUGUGGCCAUAUAAUGCACUAUUCGUGCUUCGAGGUUUACUAUGCCGCCACGCAGAGGCGACACAGCCAGCAAAUCGCCCGCAACCACCCAGAGAACACAGUGCUCAAGGAGUUUGUGUGCCCGCUGUGCAAAGCUCUUGGUAAUGCCUUCCUGCCAAUCACCUGGAAAGGCAAGGAAGAGUCCUACCCUGGCGCAUUGGCUACUUCAUCCUCUUUCGAUGAUUGGAUGAACUCAGGCCUUAAGAACUCAUUGAAUCAACCGCAGAAUAUCUCUGUUCUCAUGCUCGACAAGGACAAGAUGCAUCCGCAAACAUACACUGACCUCUUCACCGAUUAUCUCUCUAAAUCGCUUGUUCCUCCACUGGCUUCGAAGAUUGUUCAACUCACAUCGAACCCGCAACUGCCGUCUAUUACCCAGACUGCACCUGGCCAAUUCGCCCCAACUAUGCGGAUGGAGAUGCCUGGCUUUUUCCCGACUACGGAAGAAAUCUCGCCUUCCAGCCCGCUUCAACAAGUUUCCAGUCCGUCAGAGAAUCCCAUGUCUGGCCUGCUUCAAAUUUACAAGCGUUUGAAGAAGACCAUCAAGACGAAUCACAUCAACUCGAUAUUUAAUAACAAUCCAGACACUAUCAACAAUGAUGAUCUUGUGCAUACGGAUUCUUUGAUUCGAAGUUUUGGAUUCAGUAUCUCCGCGGUUGAAAUCGCUCAGCGUGGCUUGGAGUCCGAGCCCGGCUCUACACUUUUGGACAAGAUCCCACCUCUGCUAUUGACACAUCUUCGUGUCCUGGCUGAGACAGCCCUGACCUAUGCAGCCGUUGGAAUUGUUUCCGCACGCAACAAUACGAAGAGUCGUCCCGCGCAGGAAUUCCAGGAGAUGCAUCGACAGAAAAUGUGUCAACUGCUUGUCGGUCAUCCCUGCCUGAUUGGCUCAUCGCUCUUGAACGAUGUCCGCAAUAUUGAGCCCCUGCUUGCCAUGGACACAUUCGUCUUCUUGUCAGAGUGCUCACUCUCUUUGUUGCCGGUUCUCAACAUUGACAUGCGUCACCUGAUCCAAAUGUGCUACGUCGCUGAGAUUGUAAAGGUUGCUGUAACCUUCAUCCUUUGGCCUCUCGGGUUGAAGGAGGAGCUUGCUACCACCGGAGGAGGUGAUUACGCCAAAGAUGACCUUUCAGAAGCGCAAUGUGAGGUUACAAGGCAUUUCUCUGAAUCCAUUGUCUCCGAGCUCAAGUCAAACUCAGUUGGACGGGCUGAGGGCUCUUCGUGGCCCGCUGCUAGCGGUUAUGUCAAGGAAGGAGAGGAUUCUCCAACUCCCGAAGUCAUCAUGGCUUUGCGUCGUCUUCUUUCAAGUUAUUCUCUUACUUUCCUACGAAAGGCUGUCAUUCUCCUACAUGUUCAACACGGAGUAGAAUUCCCUAAUACUGGCUUUACUGAUGUUGCCUCAUCAGAGCUAGACAGGCUCACCAAGGCUUUGCAUCUACCUCAUCUAGAUGAGAUAUUGAUGAUGGUCAACCCUGCACGAACAAGUGCAAACCCCUUCGACGCCAUAAUUUCAGGAUGGAUCUUCCACUGGAAUGCAUCUCGCUCAGGGAUUCGCUUCGAGGAUCACCGCCUAUGGCCCAGCCUCCCACAUCCAGGAAUCUUCGAGCUUGUCGGUCUACCCAAAUACUUUGAUAGCCUGAUUGAAGAGGCGAACCGACGUCGCUGCCCGAAUUCCAAGAAGGAACUUACCGAUCCGAGCAUCUGUCUAUUCUGUGGUGACAUCUUCUGUUCUCAAGCAGUUUGCUGUAUGCAUAACAAGCUGGGUGGCUGCAACCAGCAUAUUCAGAAAUGCGGCAAAAACAUUGGUCUCUUCAUCAAUAUCCGCAAGUGCACAGUCUUAUACCUCCAUAACCAAAAUGGAUCCUGGCACUACGCUCCUUACCUCGACCGCCAUGGCGAAGUAGACCCCGGUCUCCGACGUAACCGUCAACUUAUAUUGAACCAGAAGCGGUACGACAGACUCCUGCGCGAUGUCUGGCUAUCACACUCUGUCCCCGCGACCAUUAGUCGCAAACUGGAGUCUGAGAUUAAUAAUGGUGGAUGGGAAACGAUAUAA
Penicillium angulare is the source of this 6522-nucleotide messenger RNA. Its product is annotated as putative ubiquitin-protein ligase E3 component (UBR1). Gene Ontology annotation, cellular component: ubiquitin ligase complex; cytoplasm. The transcript has 2 exons. Gene Ontology annotation, biological process: ubiquitin-dependent protein catabolic process via the N-end rule pathway; protein ubiquitination. Gene Ontology annotation, molecular function: zinc ion binding; ubiquitin protein ligase activity. The record is from RefSeq and is a predicted model, not a curated record. Lineage: Eukaryota; Fungi; Ascomycota; Eurotiomycetes; Eurotiales; Aspergillaceae. Bases 1 to 6522 code for a protein of 2173 amino acids.